Messenger RNA from Tremella mesenterica DSM 1558, 1851 nucleotides. RefSeq lists its product as uncharacterized. Bases 1 to 1851 code for a protein of 616 amino acids. The record is from RefSeq and is a predicted model, not a curated record. NCBI's taxonomy places the organism in Eukaryota, Fungi, Basidiomycota, Tremellomycetes, Tremellales, Tremellaceae. The transcript is spliced from 2 exons.
AUGUCCUACAAGGUGGCCAGCUUCCUACUGGGUACGGGUGAGAAGGAUAAGACUCGCAAAGGAGCGCGUGUUGUCAAAUUGCCCUCGAACGGCUCCCGAAAACCCAUUGAUAGUAACUCAACCUGGGGUUCGGCCAUAAAAUACGGUGCCCAUUGGGGGCCGCCAGUCUCAGACGGCCCCGAAAGCUCAAAAGAUCUGCCAGCUCCUGAGGAAGAAGCGGAUGGGCUGACCGGAUCGUUGGAGAUGGAGAAGCACACCACCGGUCUGGGAUGGAAAUCAAUGGCUGCUGUAGCUGCAUUCACCACCCUCGCCGCCUUUGCUAAUCCAAUUGGUGCCAAUACCGUGGACAUAUAUGGGCCAUUACCUCAGGAUGGUAUGGCAAGCAUACAACCGUCAGCUCAAGUCUUCGGCAAGGACUUCAACGGCUUUGGUAACAACAUCCAACUCUUCCCAAAUGUUCCCACCGUCAACCUCGGCAAUGGAAAUUAUCCCAACACAACAGAAUACCCUCCUACUGCGGCGCCGCUAACAGAGACAUUGAGCAGUCUCUUUGAACAGGCAGGUCACAGCUGGAGGAAUGGGGUAGAAGGUGCACACUCCAACUAUGAGUCUGUCCGCACAGUUGCUCAGAAUGGCUUCAACUCCUUUUGGGAAGCCCUUCCUCUCAGCACAAGGAUCAAGGCAGCGAGGCUGGCUGCAAAUGUACAUGAAAGGGUUGACAACAUGACAAUUACCACUGAAGCUGUUCGUCCCCUGCAAGCGCUUCAUAAACAAUACGGUCUGACUUCUGUGGAGAUCAACUUUAGCCAACAACAUCCAAACAAUAUGGCAAUCGUUCCAACUAGGCCUCUCACUUUUGAGAAGCAAUCUGACAUGUGUCCUUUGGAUGAAGUAGCAACUGUCCUUCCAGAGACACACUCUCAGGAUGGUACUACUUGUCCAAAUGAGCUCCGCACUUUUGAGAAGCCACUUGACGUGUGUCCCUUGGUGGAUGAAGGAGCAACUGUUCCUCGACGGGAACAAUCUAGAAAUGUUACCGACAUUGAUUCACAAAGAGCGUCAGAAUUGUUGACGGCCGCGGAGCUUGAAGAUACUGCUCCAACUAUUGUCCCCAAAAAGGAGGUUUUCAACCAACAGCCGAUGAACAUCUCUGACUUUGGGGACUUGGACGAUGAAGAUGACCAAGAUGUUACCUGCUUCGGUUGUCAACAAGCUUGGGACACUGUCAGGAGUAUGGCUCUGAACGCCAAACUUCAGUCCGCGGCUGAGACUGGCUGGUCUCACGUAACAGAAAGCGGCAGGUAUAUUGGGCGCCAAUAUUAUGAAAAGUUCCCUGCAGUUCUCCAUGGGUUUAGACAAGCUCAUGCCACUGCCUGCACCAUCAUGUCCGGAGUAAGAGAUGAAAUUUUGUCAGUGGUGCCUGCUGUCAAAGCGGCGGCUGAAGCAGUACAAUCAGGCUACCAAGUGACUCAAACAGCAGCACAAUCUGGCUACCCAGUAUUCCAAGAGGCAACAAGUGGUGUGACAGGUGAAAUAGACAGCACAAUGCGCCACUUGGCUACUGCUUCCGUUGUUGCAGCCAUUGCUCUGAUAAGGAUGGGUAGACAAGAAUACUUCAGUCACACCUCUGAGACUUCACAAGGCCUUCAAACUGCCUCUACACACCGGAGAGGCUUUCAUAGUCUGCAACAUUCAACAUUUGAAGACACAAAACCGCCUCCCAGACAUAGUGGAGUCAGAACACCUCCUUCCAGUUCCCGUCAACCAUCAGCUACAAGCGCCCUGUCUGCAGGAUUCGAUCGACGCGCUCUUAUCUUGAAAAUGAGUGGUACACUUGAUGAUCUGGUUUGA